This is a messenger RNA of Toxoplasma gondii ME49, 1582 nucleotides long. Its product is annotated as multiprotein bridging factor type 1 family transcriptional co-activator, putative. Gene Ontology annotation, molecular function: DNA binding. NCBI's taxonomy places the organism in Eukaryota, Apicomplexa, Conoidasida, Eucoccidiorida, Sarcocystidae. The record is from RefSeq and is a predicted model, not a curated record. Gene Ontology annotation, cellular component: nucleus. The transcript has 4 exons. The coding region runs from base 309 to 743 and encodes 144 amino acids.
GCCACAAUUUCCGUUUCUUUUCCGGUUAUUUUUCGUCCGUUCGAAUUUGGUGAGGACGCUUCUGCGGAACUCUCCCCACACCCGUCUGUCGAGACAGCACCUCCUUCGCCUUCGCGUCACUCCCGCAUUUUGUUCCCACCCGCCGUUCUCGGUGUGUCGGGAGUUCCGAGUUGUGCGCUCCUGCAGCAUUCAACUGCAGAGAAUCCUUUCUUCCGGGCGACGCAGGUCUGGUUCCGCAGCGCGCAGCGUUCGUCUCUGUUUUUUUGCCCUUUUCUGUCGGCCCUUUCUCCUCCGUUUCUCCACUCAAGAUGUCGUUCCAGGACUGGACGCCCGUGAGCUGGAAUAAGACUGGGCAGCGCCAGAAGGGCGUGACCAAAGAGCAGGAAAUCAACCAAGCUCGCAGAAGAGGCGAGGAACUCGAGACAGAGAAGAAGUUCCUUGGUGGUCAGAACAAAGCAACAAAGGGAGGCCUCUGCCCUAACGCCCGAAAGAUUGAAGAGGAUACAGGAGACUACCACGUUGAGCGUGUGUCUGCGGAUUUCUCGCGUGCUCUCCAGCAAGCGAGACAGGCGAAGAAAAUGACGCAGGCCGAGCUGGCGCAGGCUAUCAACGAGAAGCCUUCCGUGGUCAACGACUACGAAAGCGGGAGAGCAAUUCCCAACGGAGCAGUCGUCCAGAAGUUGAACAGGGCACUUGGUGUGAGCCUCCCGAAGGCGAAGGAAAAGCGGAAGCCCGUGGCAUAAAUGCGAACGGAAAUAUUCGACGUUCUUCGCUUGAGACACGCAAUAAAGAAUCUACCAAGGGAGAGUCGUUUUUUAUGAGACUUCUCUCUGUGCUGCCGCCUCGAUGGAGGAGGACAACACUUUUUUUCUCCGGCGGAACUGCGGUUCAUCCACGCAGAGACACCGGCUCUUGGGCGGACGUUGUUUUCGCCGUUUUCGCUGGUUUCCCAUUCAUUUGUCGACAAUGUGUUUCGACCGCAUUCACCGAUACCAUUUGUGCAUGGAGCAAAGCGACUAGGCGCCUCCGCGUCUCCAGAGAACCUUGUGUGUAGUGAUCGUGAACACAGAGGUUCGGUUUCCAGCUGUCCGACAUCUGUUGGGUGACUGACUUCAUGCUGUGCAAUAAUGCAUUCAGCGACAUAGUGUUGGUUCGCUGGUAACAUCUAAGUCCUUCAUUGUGGCGGAAAAUAUUCAUAUCGCGUCGGCAUGACACGUCCAGAACAAGGUGCAUACAUGCAGACUGACACAGAAGAAUUUUGCAGAUCGAUUCCUUGUCGACACACGGCAGGCACUGCAUACCUCGAGACGAUGGCACUGAGAAGCGCCUCUUGGGAUCACGGAAAAGUCCUAGUGGAGAUAGACCGUCUGCAGACUGUGGUGUUCCCUUCAUGCUACGCAGACCUGCGUCACAACGCUUCAGGAAUACUGUUGGCCUGAGUCGAAGACCGUCACUGUACUGGAUAUAGAGAGGCUGAGCAAAUUAUUUGCGUGCAUAACAGCCUGACGAUGGUUUAUUGCAGUAUAUCUGCGGUCGCUGGUCAGCCCGACAUUUGUAUAGGAAAGUCCUUUAUCAGGCUGGA